ACACACAUUACUAGGUCGACCAUCGACCAUUCACCGGCUCUGAGAAAUUAAGCCCCCACGGGUGAGCGUGGGUUCGAGCAUUAGAUAUGCGGCAUCGCAUCGAGGCAAACUCCCGCUCUGUCGAUGCGCUUCCCUUCCAUCUUGCCGGAAGCGGCCUUGCUCGAUCUCUUAUUCUCAUACUCUACGCAUUUAAGGGCGCCUGCUCCGGAAGGAAUCGCGUGUUCUGUAGAUGAUCCAUCGUUUAGAUCCGAUUACGGUCACUGGCUUCAGUAAUAUAGCUCAUGGGGAACGCCGUUGUUUGCGCGAAGAGGCGGGCCUCGGCAGUGGCCACCCGCCGAUGUCCUCAGCUUUCUGCAGCGGCAGCCAUGAGAAGUCGAACGGUGGGUCAAAUGAGAAAAUGGAAGCAAGUUGAUCACUUUGUGACACGGUCGAUCAGUAAGCAUCGUUUCUCUACGGGGUUUGCUAGCGUACAUGGCGAAAGGGCAUCCGCGGAAUAUGCAAAAUUAAGAAAGGAAUCCCUUGAAACGGAGUUCGGCCAUUUACUUGGAAAAUUUGGCUCAAAAAGCAUUUCCGCUUACCAUCGUUUUGGCCCAUUACUAGCUUUAUAUAGAGCUGGAAUUAUAUCGUUCCAUGUUGUGAAGCUAAUGGUAUGGCAAGUCUUUGUUCGCGACAUCCGUCAAAGAGCUGUUAAGUUACGGGAGACUCUAAUCCAGUUGGGUCCUUUCUAUGUUAAGCUUGGGCAGGCACUGAGCACUCGUCCAGAUAUAUUGCCUAGUGCUUAUUGCCAGGAACUCUCUAAAUUACAGCUGCAUGCAGUAGAGAGUGUAGCACUCCUCGUGGUCGCUCUCUCUCUUGCUUUCCAUAAUUCUUUCUUGGCACUUCAGGAUCAAAUACCACCUUUUCCAUCUUCUGUUGCUCUAAAGUCUAUUGAGUCUCAAUUGGGCGCUCCCAUUUCACAAAUAUUUGCUGAUAUUAGCCCAGAACCUAUUGCAGCAGCAUCAUUAGGACAAGUAUAUAAAGCUCAUUUGUCUUCUGGAGAGCUUGUAGCUGUUAAGGUGCAGAGACCUGGCAUGUCACUCUCCUUGACACUCGAUGCCCUUCUGUUUCAUAUGAUUGGUGGGCAAUUAAAGCGAUUCACAAUGGCUCGAACAGAUCUACUGGUUGCAGUAAAUGAGAUGGUGAGGCAUAUGUUUGAAGAGAUUGAUUACAUCCUUGAGGCACAAAAUGCAGAUCGGUUUGCUGCCCUCUAUGCUUGUUAUCCAAAAAAUGGUCAGAAUGUUCAUAGGAAACCGGUGGUGGAUGCUUUUGGAAAGAAAGUGACGAGCUGUAUCAGGGUUCCAAGGAUAUAUUGGGAGUUUACUCGUAAAGCUGUUGUCACGAUGGAGUGGAUAGAUGGAAUCAAGCUAAUAGAUGCUGUUCGUCUAGAGAAGGCCUGCUUGAACCGGAAAUUAUUAAUUAACCAGGGGCUGUAUUGUUCUUUGAGGCAGAUGCUUGAAGAGGGUUUUUUUCAUGCUGAUCCACAUCCUGGGAAUCUUGUUGCAACAAGUGAUGGAUCUUUGGCAUACUUUGACUUUGGUAUGAUGGGGGAUCUUCCUCGACAUUAUCGAGUAGGACUCAUUCAAAUGCUUGUUCACUUUGUUAAUCGUGAUUCUUUAAGCAUGGCAAAUGACUUCCUUUCCUUGGGAUUCAUUCCUGAAGGAACAGACGUCCAAUCUGUUGCAGAUGCUCUACAGUCAUCUUUCGGUCACGGAAGAAAACAAUCGCAAGACUUUCAGGGUAUAAUGAAUCAGCUAUAUGAUGUGAUGUAUGAGUUCAACUUCUCCUUGCCACCUGACUAUGCAUUAGUAAUCAGAGCAUUGGGAUCUCUAGAGGGGACUGCGAAGAUAUUGGAUCCUGACUUCCAGGUGGUAGAGAGCGCAUAUCCUUAUGUCAUAGGGAGACUUCUCGCAGAUCCAACUCACGACAUGCGGAAAAUAUUAAGGGAGCUUCUUAUCUGCAAUAAUGGUUCCAUUCGAUGGAAUCGGCUGGAACGUCUGGUAAUGGCAAUUUCUGAAUCGGCUGAACCAAAGGAGAAAGAAGAAAAGGCAUCUAUCCAUGCUCCAACUGCUGAAGAAUGGAAGUCGUUUGACAUGCGAGCUGUUGUACUUGCAACAGAAGACUUGUUUAAUUUCAUCUUCUCAGGGCAAGGCCUCAGAGUGCAAAUUUUUCUAUGCCAGGACAUUGUCAAAGCAGCUGAUGCCUUUUUUGACCCGAAGGUCUUAUCAUCGUUUUCUUCAGAAGGUGAAGAGAAAGAGAAGGGGAAUGCAACAAUCACAAGAGUGGUUGGUGGUCUCCGUUCUUUUCGUAGAGCAGUCAGCAUGGCGCCCGAAGUUUGGAUACCAAUGUUGAUACGCACAGCCCUCAAGCCAGAGGCUCACCAGUUCGUUUUUACUGUCCUUAUUAUGUUGUCUACGAUUUCAUGCCGUAAGAUUCCAGAAAGCCUUUGGCUCUGUAUAUCUAAGCUGCUUCACGAAUUUCAUGAAUAGUUGGGUUCUAUAUUAAUGAAGUUCAUUGCUUUAGUUA
Messenger RNA from Nymphaea colorata (pocket water lily), 2562 nucleotides. RefSeq lists its product as uncharacterized. Bases 282 to 2525 code for a protein of 747 amino acids. The record is from RefSeq and is a predicted model, not a curated record. Lineage: Eukaryota; Viridiplantae; Streptophyta; Magnoliopsida; Nymphaeales; Nymphaeaceae. The transcript is spliced from 14 exons.